Molecule: messenger RNA, 1260 nt
Organism: Drosophila novamexicana
Lineage: Eukaryota; Metazoa; Arthropoda; Insecta; Diptera; Drosophilidae
Product: protein ABHD11
Exons: 2
Coding region: 80-1048 (322 amino acids)
Cellular component (GO): mitochondrion
Source: RefSeq, a predicted model, not a curated record
AUCAGAGGUCGUCUCUCUCCCAAGUAAUUUUCAUUUUGAAUAUGUAAAUUUCUAGUUAGCGCCUCAGAACUUAUCUUUCAUGGUCUUUUGGCACGGAGCCAGGGUUUCCCGGUCAUGGUCUAAUUCAAAAUUUUCCGUUUCUGAGAUACACAUGAGGCGCUGUUUAUUAUCCACAAGGAUACACUCGAACCGCAGCUAUGGCAGCGUAAAGAUGGAUUAUACGCUGUACGAGAUGCCGCACAGUCAACUGAAUUCGCCGCCCAUAUUGCUUAUGCAUGGCUUGAAUCUCUCCCGUUCCAGUUGGCGUCGCACAGCGCGACAUUUGGUGAAGCAGGGCUCACGCUUGAUGAUCUCCGUGGAUGCCCGGAAUCACGGCCGAAGUCCGCAUAGUGCGGGCCAUACGCCCGCCCACAUGGCUGCCGAUGUGGAGGCCUUUAUGGCGGAUCAUAAGCUAAAUCGGAUUGUUGCCUUGGGUCACAGCAUGGGCGGACGGGCAUUGAUGACGCUGGCGCUGACCAAGCCCGAGCUGGUGGAGCGUGCCAUUAUUGUGGACAUAACGCCGGGACCGCUGCCUGACGAUGUGGUCAAAGCGUUGGAGUUGUUUAAGGUUAUGGUGAGCGUGGUGUCGACAAUACCCAAAGAUUUUUCUCUCUCGGAGGGUCGCAAGCACAUAAUACCCGAGUUCAGAAAGCUGGUCAAAAGCGAUCACGAUUUGUUGCUGAUCAUUCAGAAUCUGCGAAAGCUCGACGAUGGCAGCUUUGGCUGGAGUGUGAAUGCCCAGGCGAUCAUAGACGGCUGGGAUGCAACAAUGGUCAACUAUGAGCAGACGCUGCAGGGUCUGCAUCCCUAUCAGGGUGAGACCCUGCUAAUUGCUGCGAGUAAUGAAUCGUUUGUAACGCCAGCAAAUGUUGAGACAAUGAGAAAAUUUUUUCCAAAACUGCAUGUCGAGUAUUUAGAUGCCGAGCAUAAAGUGCAUAUAGAUCAGCCCGACAAGUUUGUUAAGCUGGUUGUCGACUUCACCAAAUCCUGCACAGCUUGUCCCCUGUAAGAAAUGAAAAAAACAAACUCCAAUUGGUUAUCCUCAAAGAAAACGAAACAAAAGUGAAUACAAGAAAAUGCACUUAGCUCCCUAGGAUAGAAAUUGGAAAGGCGGACCGUUAUCGUAUUCCUAUAAUAAUUAAUCGUUUUAUUUAGUUUUCGCUCUCCUUGUAAACUAUCGAUACAUUUCGAAAAGAUUUAAAUAGAUAUCCAUUCCUAUAA